CUUAGCCGAUAGCAUUUCUGCAUUGAUUAGCGGAAAUCUAACUUUAGAUGCUGUUUGUAUUAAGAAUUAGCUUUUGACUGCCGAUAUCGACAUAACUGAUUAAUGCAACUUUUUUUUCUAAUGAUUAAUAUAAAUCUGUCCGAGAAUAUUUAAUGGAAGGAGGACGGAUUCCAAUCAAGCUUUCUUGGUUUUGAAACAUGGCACUUGAUGAAAUAAAAGCUCAAAUUUGUGGAAAAUGGAAAUUAGAUCGCAGUGAAAACUUUGAUGAAUUUUUAAAGGAACUAGGUCUGAAUGUUGUGUUUAGAAAAAUGGCAGAAUCGGCUAAGCCUGUAGUAGAGUUUACAGUAGAAGAUAACACAAUUAAGAUGAUAUCCAAAGUUAGCUUCUUUAACCAAGUUAUAAAUAUAAAACUAGACGGAGAAUAUCAACAGUCAUUUGAGGGCACUGAAAUGAAUUGCAAUUCGAAAUGGGAAAAUAAUAAGUUAAUCACAGAAGCUAAUCCUAUUGACGGUAAAGGGAAAACACAGAAAUUCCAAAGAGAGCGUGUGAAUGAUGAAUUAGUUCAGACAAUGUGGGCUGGAGAUGUUGUUUGUGUCAGAACGUUUAAACCAACAGACUGAUCAGAUAUCAUGAAAUAUGAGGACCAUUUUAUUUAUUGAAUUUCACACAAUGCCUUGCUUGUAUUUUUGUGCUUAAAAGUACAACAUCGUGGAUUUGUGUAUGGUACUUUCAGUUUUGUUUCGGUAUUCUCAUAAUCAAGAAGAGAAUGCCUGAAAUCCUACAAAAUUCAAGAGGUUUGCAGUCCGCCAAGAUGUUCUCCAUUUCCAAGUAAUAUUCCCAUUUCUUAAUUAGCUUUUAAGAACUUGCUUAGUAUUUAUGUAAAAAUUGAUGUUUCAACAUUGUUUCGUAAGAAUUGUAUGUCUAAUCCAAAAAAAUAUAUAAAAUGAAUUAUCGUGCUUCUCUUUGCCUACAUAAUCACCUGCUGAAUCGAUCCGUAAUUCUCGUAUCACGGCUUUGAGACGUGAGCAGAACUCAUCAGUGACGAAGAAGUUAUCAGCAACGUCACAAUGUGUGAGGAGACGACACAAUGUUUGAGAAGUUACUGUCCAGAAACGUGACAAUGCAAGAUACAAGAUACAAGAUAUUUCAUUAACCAAUCAUGGUGUACAAAUUUUGAGCUAUACAAUCAAAUGAAUUACAAAAUAAAGCACAGUAAAUGAUUAGAAUGAAUAGAGUGAUUAAAGUACAUUUAAACAAAAACAUGUAUACACAUUUAAACAAAGUAACAUAAUUAUAAACAAUGUCAUUGACAAAACAUUAAGUGCGUGAGGAGAAUUUAUCAAACCUACUUUUGUCAAGCGUAAAACUGUCUUAGUCAGGAGCCUGUUGUUCAGAGGUUGUCGUUUGUUGGUUGGGUUAUUAAGUGUUUCUCGUUCCGCGUUUUUUACAUAGAUUAGACCGUUGGUUUUCCUGUUUGAAUUGUUUUACGCUUGUCAUUUUAGGGCCCGUUAUAGCUUGCUGUUCAGUGUGAGCCGUGUUGAAGACCGUACUUUGACCUAUAAUUGUGCACUUUUUACACAUUGUGACUUGGAUGGAGAGUUGUCUCAUUGGCACUCAUACCACAUCUACUUAUUUAUAUUAGGGAGGAUUAAAUACCAGAAAUAGCCCGAUAAACAGAUAAUCGGGUCGUCUGCGUAUAAAUAUCGUAAAAUAUCAACCGUUUGACACAAAAUCAAGCUAUUAUUGCUCGUUCGCUACGCUCACUCGCCAAAAAAGUUUCACAUUGUACGUAACUCGCGGCGGAUAUUUUACGAUAUCAAUGUGUAGAAAACCCGAUGAUCUAAACAAACUGGACAACCUAAAUCUGUAUUUAAAAUGGAAUACGGCGUUUUGAUAUUAAGACUGACGUACUUGUUUUUAUUUUUGUGAUCGCAGUUAUAUCGUAGCUUUCUUUCGUUAUUUUACAAACAAACAACUCUUAGUAAAAUUUGGUAAGAAGCACCAGUUGGUAGAACGUGCUUUGAAAUUCAGGACAUACAAUUAUUACUGAACUUAUGAAGCGCACGUACAGUUUUUGUAGCUUUAAUCAUAUUGAUUUGAUACUAUAUGACAUUGUAUUAAAAGGAAGUCAUAUAAUAAAGUUAAUAAAACUU
Mytilus californianus (California mussel) is the source of this 2153-nucleotide messenger RNA. Its product is annotated as cellular retinoic acid-binding protein 2-like. Gene Ontology annotation, molecular function: fatty acid binding. Gene Ontology annotation, cellular component: nucleus; cytosol. The transcript has 4 exons. The record is from RefSeq and is a predicted model, not a curated record. Gene Ontology annotation, biological process: fatty acid transport. NCBI's taxonomy places the organism in Eukaryota, Metazoa, Mollusca, Bivalvia, Mytilida, Mytilidae. Bases 198 to 620 code for a protein of 140 amino acids.